CCUUUCUGGAUCCUUUUGUUUCCGCCUAGGGUCAAAGACACCCCCCCCUCCCAAAAAGAGCUAUAAUAAUCCUCGUUAUUUUUCUUUUCUUUUUUUUUAAUUACAGCCCUUGCAGAAGAGAAAGAACUUAAGUGGCUAAUAUUUUGCAAAGGAGACAGAGAGACUGAUACUGCGAUAUAGCUCUGAUUUCUCUCCCUUCUUCCCAAUUAGAUGCUGGUUUUAAUUGCAGAGGGUAUUUCUCUUCUCAUGCUUUCAACCAUCUCCUCUUUCCCACAGGGGAGGGUUUCAUUUGCAAGUUGAUCCUAAGGAUUUCUGUUCCUCUGGCAUUUCUCUCCCCUAAAUGCGUCUUUCUGCUCUUAAGUUUGUGGAUGGGGGGCAAAAUUUUCUAGUUCUUGCACGAGGAAGGCAGAAAGGACCUUUUCUAUGGAAAGAUUAAGACUAAAAAGCAACGAUCGCUCCGACUAAUUCUAAUGGGCAUUUCAGAGAUUCAAGGAAGGCUGCAUCACCACCGUUAUUAUUACCAUCCCUAGCUCUUCUCUGUGCCCAUAGAUUUAAAAUAUCUGGUGAAAGGAAGGGUGAAACCAUAUGUUGAAGGAGCUGCAUCUCAUUAGUACAGUAUUAUUUUCAUCUGAUUGGAGAAGAAUGGUGUCUUCAUUCGGAAGCGUAUAUAGUAGGAUAGAUAAUUUAUCGGCUGUUUUGUAAACAUCAACAAAUGAUGAAACCUUCCACGGCAGAGACACUUCAUAAAGGAAGGAUGUUGUGGAUAAUUCUUCUAAGCACAAUUGCUCUAGCAUGGACUACACCCAUUCCCUUAAUAGAGGACUCGGAGGAACUUGAUGAGCCCUGCUUUGAUCCAUGUUACUGUGAAGUGAAGGAGAGCCUUUUCCAUAUACAUUGUGACAACAAGGGAUUUAUAAAUAUUAGUCAGAUAACAGAGUCGUGGUCGAGACCUUUUAAACUUUAUCUGCAGAGGAAUUCCAUGAGGAAAUUGUACACCAACAGUUUUCUUCACUUGAACAAUGCUGUGUCUAUUAACCUUGGGAACAAUGCACUGCAGGACAUUCAGACAGGGGCUUUUAACGGGCUCCGAGUUCUGAAGAGGUUGUAUUUGCACGAAAACAAAUUGGACAUUUUCAGAAACGACACUUUCCUGGGCUUGGAAAGUCUGGAAUAUCUGCAGGCAGAUUACAAUGUCAUUAAACGGAUUGAAAGUGGGGCAUUUCGAAACCUAAGUAAAUUGAGGGUCCUUAUCCUAAAUGACAAUCUUAUCCCCAUGCUUCCCACCAACUUAUUUAAGUCUGUGUCCUUAACCCACUUGGACUUGCGCGGGAACCGGCUCAAAGUCCUUUCGUACCGCGGGAUGUUGGACCAUAUUGGCAGGAGCCUGAUGGAGAUCCAGCUGGAGGAGAACCCGUGGAACUGUACGUGUGAGAUCGUGCAGCUGAAGAGCUGGCUGGAGCGCAUCCCCUACACCGCCUUGGUGGGGGACAUCACCUGCGAGACCCCCUUCCACUUCCACGGGAAGGACCUGCGGGAAAUCAAAAGAAGUAAGCUCUGCCCCAUGCUGUCUGACUCCGAGGUGGAAGCCAGUUUGGGCAUCCCUCAGCUGUCGUCCAGCAAGGAGAACGCAUGGCCUACAAAGCCUUCCUCCAUGCUGUCCUCCUUCCAUUUCACCGCCUCCUCUGUUGAGUACAAAACAUCCAACAAGCAGCCCAAACCCACCAAGCAGCCCAGGGCGCCCCGGCCUCCCCCCACAUCCCGGGGCCUGUACCCGGGGCCGAACCAACCGCCCGUGGCUGCCUACCAGACCCGGCCCCCCAUCCCCAUCAUCUGCCCUACCGGGUGCUCUUGCAGUUUGCACAUCAACGACCUGGGCCUGACGGUCAACUGCAAGGAGCGAGGGUUUCACAACAUCUCUGAGCUCCUGCCCAGGCCCUUGAAUGCCAAGAAGCUGUAUCUGAGCGGGAAUUUGAUCCAGAAAAUCUACCGCUCCGAUUUCUGGAAUUUUUCCUCUUUGGAUCUCUUACACCUGGGGAACAACCGGAUCUCCUACGUGCAGGACGGAGCUUUCAUCAACCUGCCCAAUCUCAAGAGCCUCUACCUGAACGGCAACGACAUCGAGCGGCUCACGCCGGGCAUGUUCCGGGGCCUGCAGAGUUUGCAUUACCUGUACUUCGAGUACAACCUGAUCAGGGAAAUCCAGCCGGCAGCCUUCAGCCUCAUGCCCAACCUGAAGCUGCUCUUCCUCAACGACAACCUGCUCCGCACCCUGCCCACCGACGCCUUCGCCGGCACCUCCCUGGCCCGCCUCAACCUGCGCAACAACCACUUCUUGGCGCUGCCGGUGGCCGGGGUGCUGGAGCACCUUCACGCCAUCGUCCAGAUCGACCUGAAGCUCAACCCUUGGGACUGCACCUGCGAGCUGGUGCCGCUCAAGCAGUGGCUGGAGGCCCUCAGCUCGGUCAGCGUGGUGGGCGAGGUGCUGUGUGCCAGCCCCGAGCGCUUGGCCCGCAGAGACCUCCGCUCCCUGGAGCUGGCGGCCCUCUGCCCCGCCGCCCUCCGCCCUCCCGCCGCCGCCUCGCCGCCCGCCGCCCCGCCGCCCCCCGCCGCCACCGGCCCCGCCGCCUACGAGCUCCCGCCGUCGCCCGCCGUCCCGCUCUCCGUCCUCAUCCUCAGCCUCCUGGUUCUUUUCUUCUCCGCCGUCCUGGUGGCCGCCGGGCUGUUCGCUUUCGUGCUGCGCCGGCGGCGGAGGAAGCUGCCGUUCCGCGGGCCGCGGGGAGAGGCGGUCGAGCUGGGGGGGGUCCCGCUGCGCUGCCCGCGGCUCUGCGAGGAAGGGGGCGGCGAGGGGGGCGGCGGGGGAGCCGGGGGCGAGCGCUCCCCGGAGAAGGCACCUCCGGCGGGCCACGUCUACGACUACAUCCCGCACCCGGUGACCCAGAUGUGCAACAACCCCAUCUACAAGCCGCGGGAGGAGGAGGAGGAGGCGGCGGGCAGCGGCGGGGGGGAGGCGGCCGAGCUGCUGCGGGGCCCCGGCGAUCGCUUCGCAGCGGCCGCCGCCGCGCAGGAGCCGGGCAGCAACUACCGCACCUUGCUGGAGAAGGAGCAGGAGUGGAGCCUGGCCGUCUCCAGCUCGCAGCUCAACACCAUCGUGGCCGUCCACCCCCAGCACCCCGCGGGCGGAGGGCUGGCGGCGGGGGCCGGCGUGCUCGGGGUCGGGGGGGCGGCGGCGGCGGCGGGAGGUGCCCCCCGGGACCGCGACCGCCCCCCGCCCUGCGCCGUGGGCUUCGUGGACUGCCUGUACGGCACCGUGCCCAAGUUGAAGGAACUGCACGUCCACCCCCCUGGCAUGCAAUACCCGGACCUCCAGCAGGACGCCAGGCUGAAAGAAACCCUUCUCUUCGCGGCCGGCAAGGGCUUCUCAGACCACCAAACCCCCACAAGCGAAUACCUCGAGUUAAGGGCCAAACUCCAAACCAAGCCGGAUUACCUCGAAGUCCUGGAGAAGACCACGUACCGGUUCUGACCGCCGCCCCGCCGCCCGCCCCGGCCCCGCCGCCCGCGAGCAGAGGAUGCAGCUGUGUGCUCUCCCCGCCAGAUGUGCGCUGCGGGGAAGGGCCGCUCUCAGACCAGUGAUCGAUGAAGUGCCUUCGCAGACUUUUGCCAGCAGAUGUUAAUCAAUCAUUAUUUUUUAUACCGAAACUGAGACUUUGACUGUGCCAUGUCUAAGUGACCAAAAACCUGGCCGCUUUGGAAAGUGGAUAGUAUUGGCAAGAAAAGAAAUAUGGCAAGUAAAGGUAUUUUUUAGAUCCAGUUUGUGUUAGUGUUUUCUUUAAAGAAAGGGCAAGUCACAGCUAUUGCCUCCUUGUUCUGCAGCCCUCACUGAGAAUAACUAAAGGCACUAAUUAAGGCAGAGUCAGUCAUUGUUCCCUUUGAGUUUAAUUCUCCCCUUUCGUUUUAAACUGACACAGUCAGAAAUGUGGAUGGAUCUAAUGUAUGUGUAUAUAUAUAUAUAUAUUGCUCCUGUGAGCAAUGAGGGGCCAUGAUACUACAGGCAGUGAUGCUGGGAGGAAUGGCAUUGGCAUGGCUGGGAGAAGGGUUAAGCUGUGGCAAGUGGGAGCUGUGCCAAGGCUAACAGUGCAAACAGCACCUGGACGUUCAGCAUCUGGCUGGGUCAGAGCCAGUCAAUAACAACAUGCAAUUCUUGUUGAAACCUCUCUUUUUAGAGCAGGUAAACAAACAACUCACAGAAUCCUGUUUUCCCUGCUUUUGGCCCAAAUUCUCAGCCAGCUUGCAGGUUGCUGGCAUUCUCAACAUGGCUUUUACCUGUCUGCAUGCACGGGUAGUCAUUUGGCUGGCAGCAAGUUCGAGCACCUGGGUUUGCACAUCGACCGUGGGCCUGAAGUGGAGACCAAUUGCAAACACAGUUAUCUCUGUUGGGUUUUUCUAGAGAGUGGUGUUUUGCACCUCAAGACUUCAGUCUGUAAGCUGUACCAGCUGGAUUGCCUUCCUGUCCCUCCACUGCCUAAGCAGCCUCCCGAGGUUAGCCGUGGUGGGAUGACAUGCCUUGUGCUUUGCCAGCCCCUACAAGCCAGCCAAAGUCUGUUUCAGCCUUCAGAGCACAAGAGACUGGUAAGGUGGAUCUCUUGACAGGUGUGCAUCAGGGAGAAGGAGGAGAUGGUCCGUUUGCAGCAGCCUAGAAUGAGGUGCUGUUAACUCAAGGCAGGAGUAACUGCCUCCCAUGUCAUUACGGCUGCUGGAAGAGGGUGGCUCAUGUUUGAAAUGGAAACGCUGGAACCAAGAAUGUACAGGAUUUACAUACACACUGUGUGUCUAUGUGUGUAUACAUGUGUAUAUAUAUGCUUUCAUGUUGAAGUGUAGAAGUUGGUUUUUGGAAAGUUCCAGGAGAUUCAGGUCUGUGGCUUGCUUUGGACUGUUAUUAAAAUAAAACUGGGGACAUUUUGGUUAUGGAGCUAAAAGUAGAUGCAUUGAGACCUACAUUCUUAAUGUAGGUCAGUGGAGGCACUUCUCAGACAGACGAGCAUUUUGGACACCUCAGCAGCGUGUUGCAUCUCCUAGGAUAGUAGAUAGUUAGUAGAGGCAGUGCAGAAACUGCUGCAUCCCAAGUCAUUCAGAAAGGUUGCCAAGUUUGUCAGGAACCAGAAUGGCAGAAUAAUGAGGAUUAUAUUUCAUUUGGGAUGGAAAGGCAACUGUGGGAAGUUCAGCAGAGCAACUCAGAUCAUCUUGGCUCCAUGGGGGAGGGAGAAUGUAUAACUGGCUGGCUAAAAAGAAGCAAGCUGUGAGUGCAUUUGUGUGUAUGUCUGUAUUUAUAUAUAUAUAUAUGUAUAUACAAAUCUGUGUAUAUAACACUGUGUGUAGAUAUGUAAGUAUGUAUAUGCCUACAAUGUAUAAUAUGUGUAACUACAGAUAUGUAUACAUGUAUAGAAAUUUAUAUUUCUCUAUAUAAAUAGUCAUGCAACUAUGGGAAAUAACAUUUCAACAGUGUGUCCUUUCCAUGGCAACUCAACAAAAAGCUGCUUCCGUUAAUAUCACAUGGGCCCAGAUGUCUUAAGUUAUCUUUUCUAUGUAGAAAGGAGUGUUGCUUAGAGGUUGAGCACAAACCUGGAAGGUUUUUACUAUUCCAGAGGACCUGAGUAAGUUAUUAGCUGCUCCACAGCUGCUCUACAUUUGUGAAAUUAAGUGGUGACCAAAAUGACUUAGGGCUGGUUUUAAAGGCAAGGGAAGGUGAUUGCUGACUGCUUUGGGAAGCUCUGUCAAGCUCCCAGGGUUUCCCUGCUGAAAUAACCAUGCUAGGAAUUGUUCCAGUUUGCUGUUAGUGUUCCAGCUAAUGCUAAUGGCUUCUGAACAGAGGAAAAAAAAGAUUAAUUUCCUGCUCCAGAGUAAGUUAUCUGAAGUCUUAUUACUCUGACUUGCUGAUGUAUGGAUUUCCAUUUUGGGUUAGGAUACUUGGCUGUAAUCUGAACUCGGUGAAUGUCCAGUUCAGGAUGUGUCUUCUGUGUUAUAAUUGAUUUCAAAUAGUUUUGCUUCAUCAUCAGAACAAGCUAUACCUUAAUUCAUGAUAAGCUCCAAGAAUUUCUCAGCUGGAAACCCAUUCCUAUCAGUAUGAAUCUUGCACUUGCCUUCAGUGGGGUUGAGUCAGACCAGAGUGUUUCAGUAAGUGCUGACAUCAAAACAGUCUUGUAGCUGUGCAACUAUGAACUAAAAUUGUAAUUUUGUAAUAAAAG
Apus apus (common swift) is the source of this 6242-nucleotide messenger RNA. It is a transcript of the gene SLITRK3, whose product is annotated as SLIT and NTRK like family member 3. Gene Ontology annotation, biological process: positive regulation of synapse assembly; axonogenesis; regulation of presynapse assembly. Lineage: Eukaryota; Metazoa; Chordata; Aves; Apodiformes; Apodidae. Bases 713 to 3523 code for a protein of 936 amino acids. Gene Ontology annotation, cellular component: GABA-ergic synapse; postsynaptic density membrane. Gene Ontology annotation, molecular function: protein binding. The transcript has 3 exons. The record is from RefSeq and is a predicted model, not a curated record.